Molecule: messenger RNA, 1246 nt
Organism: Folsomia candida
Lineage: Eukaryota; Metazoa; Arthropoda; Collembola; Entomobryomorpha; Isotomidae
Exons: 3
Coding region: 31-1125 (364 amino acids)
Molecular function (GO): nucleic acid binding
Source: RefSeq, a predicted model, not a curated record
CCUACAUAUAUUACCUACUUGAUCCUUUCAAUGUCCAAAUUCAUUGUCUCAACAACUCUCCUAAAGAAAUUCCUAUCAGUACCCUGCUCAUGCAAUCAAAAAACAUGCAAAUUUUCUUCAGUAACCACUGGGAAAAAGGGUGGUGGUAAAAAGAUAUCCAUCAAACCAGAAAAUGUCGACUCCACUUCCCUCAAAGUACCACUAAUAAAAUCAAAAUCUACAAAAUUUGCUUCAAAAAAGUCAAAUAAACUAGAAAUAAUCUCACAGCCAGAACUACAAUCAUUCGACAGAACCAAAUUCCCUAAAAUGAAAUCAAACUCCACAAAACCAAAACGGCUAACCUUUUCGAACACAGAUGCCAACGGUCUUCCCCUCCUCAACCCAAAAGACUGUCACCAAAGGGUCGAGUUCGCUUCAAAGAUGCUCGCCCUCUUAGAAACUCGCCCCGAGCUCUUAGACGACAUUAUCUUCUCGGACGAAGGGAACUUUCACCUGUCACCCCCACCACGAGGAACAAAAAGGGAACAAGAUGAUGUAACUAUAAAGAUGAAAUCCUUCCACUCUGACGCCCUUCAACGAUACGGUGAGUCCAAACGCCUCCCACAGAUCGUGUGGUGUGGAAUGACUUCGAAGUACAUAAUUGGACCCUACUUUUUCAACUCUCAUGUCACAGAUCGAACUUACAUAAAGAUGCUCCAGUCGUACUUAAUUCAUCAAUUGAAAGGUCUCCGAGGUGAAGAUAAGAUGAAGACUUGGUGGUUUCAACAGGAUGGAAAUCCACCCCAUCGGACAAGUGCGGCUUUGACAUAUCUCAAAGAUACAUUUGGACCACAGUUGAUCUCUUACGGUUGCCCACUCUUGUGGCCACCGAGAUCGCAAGACUUGACACCGCUCGACUACUUCUUAUGGGACCACCUCAAACUCAAAUUGAAAGAUAACUGUUUUCCAGAACAGCUUUCUACGCCCGCAUCGUUCCGAACAAGCCUCGCCGCACAGAUUGAUGAGGUCGACGAGGAGGUCAUUAAACGAGUAGUUGCGCAGUUUAGGGCCAGGUUGGAAAAAUGCAUUGAAUCGAACGGAGAGCGUUUUGAUUUUGUAGAUGACAAAACAAGUAACUUCUUGUGACACGAUGUAAUAACUGAUUUUUGAUUUAAUAUCAUAUUGUGCUAUAAAUCGCUAACAAUCGAUUGACUAAAUUGUACAAUUGGUCAGUCUUGGUCAAAAUUUUCAUGUGUCGUGAAAUAAA